AUGGGUAGAGUUAUCAGAGCUCAAAGAAAGGGUCGUGCUAAUGGUGUCUACAAAUCUCACAAGAGUGGUAGAAUCGCCCCCGCUCAAUACAGAGUUUACGACUUCGCUGAAAGAUAAGGUUACAUCAGAGGUUGCAUCAGAGACAUCGUCCACGAACCUGGUAGAGGUGCUCCCUUAGCUGAAGUUGCUUUCAGAGAUCCCUACAGAUACAAGACUAACAAAGAACACUUCAUCGCCGCUGAAGGUUAAUAUUCCGGUUAAUACGUUUACUGCGGUUUGAAGGCUCAAAUCGCCGUCGGUAACGUUCUUCCCAUCAACAGAAUCCCCGAAGGUACUGUUGUUUGCAACGUCGAAGAAAAGGUUGGUGACAGAGGUACUUUCUCUAGAGCCUCCGGUUGUUAUGCCACCAUUAUUGGUCACUCCGAAGAUGGUGACAAGACCAGAAUCAGAUUACCCUCUGGUGCCAGAAAGACCAUUCCUGGUUCUUGCAGAGCUACUGUUGGUAUCGUCGCUGGUGGUGGUAGAACUGAUAAGCCCAUCCUCAAGGCCGGUAACCAAUUCCACAAAUACGCUAGAAAGAGAAAGUCAUGGCCCAGAGUUAGAGGUGUUGCUAUGAACCCCGUCGACCAUCCUCACGGUGGUGGUAACCAUUAACACAUCGGUCACCCCGCUACUGUUUCCAAGUGGGCUUCUGCUGGUCAAAAGGUCGGUCUCAGAGCUGCCAGAAGAACUGGUCUCGUUAGAGGUGGUCAAAAGGAAAAGAUGGCUAUGAAGGCUGCUGCUGCUGGUGUUUGA
Molecule: messenger RNA, 795 nt
Organism: Tetrahymena thermophila SB210
Lineage: Eukaryota; Ciliophora; Oligohymenophorea; Hymenostomatida; Tetrahymenidae
Product: 60S ribosomal protein L2/L8
Exons: 4
Biological process (GO): cytoplasmic translation
Cellular component (GO): cytosolic large ribosomal subunit; ribosome
Molecular function (GO): RNA binding; structural constituent of ribosome
Source: RefSeq, a predicted model, not a curated record